Megachile rotundata (alfalfa leafcutting bee) is the source of this 2019-nucleotide messenger RNA. It is a transcript of the gene Octalpha2R, whose product is annotated as alpha2-adrenergic-like octopamine receptor. Gene Ontology annotation, cellular component: plasma membrane. Lineage: Eukaryota; Metazoa; Arthropoda; Insecta; Hymenoptera; Megachilidae. Gene Ontology annotation, molecular function: G protein-coupled receptor activity. The record is from RefSeq and is a predicted model, not a curated record. Gene Ontology annotation, biological process: G protein-coupled receptor signaling pathway.
AUGCCGCUCCUCGGCAGCAUUAUGACCAUCGACGCCGGUAGUCCGACAACGGCGUCCACCAGCGUCUUCGAGGAGAACAUGACGUGGUCUCGAUCAACCGGUGCCGCUACGUCUUCCGCUAACGAGGCCCACUCGAUCCCCAGCGACGAGCAGUACCUGCUGCGACUAGCUACCGAUCCUGCUACCAAACGUCCCGAGCAAGCACCGUCCGCUCGCACGGACAACGAUACCGGGAUUGGCACGAGCGUUCAGCGAGAGAGAACGAGGGAGUACGGUUGCGCUUGCACCAGGUCGAACCCGGUGAGUCGACCGGUGGACACCGUGUCACCGACCAGGCUGCCGUUUCUCGUCACCGAGCUGAACGCCACCGAUUCCAACGGCACCUCCGAGGACGAUCAAAGACUCAGACAGCUGGAACUGUUGUUCGGUUUGGGGGGCAUGAUGGAAGAUUUCGGUGGGCCGUUGAACGACUCCUUCAACGAGAGUCUCCUGCUCCCGUGGAACGGUAGCCUGUACAACGAAUCGUAUUUCGUGCUCGGGGAGAGUUUGUACCCUUCGGGCUACACGUUGCCGCACAUCAUAAUGGCCUCCGUCCUGGCGACGCUGCUCAUGAUCGUGAUCGUCGUGGGGAACAUGCUCGUGAUCAUCGCCAUCGCCACCGAGAAAGCCCUGAAGAACAUACAGAACUGGUUCAUAGCCAGCCUGGCUGUCGCCGACUUCUUCCUGGGUCUGGUCAUCAUGCCCUUCUCGUUGGCCAACGAGAUCAUGGGCUACUGGAUCUUCGGUUACUGGUGGUGCGACAUACACUCGGCCAUGGACGUGUUGCUGUGCACCGCCAGCAUCAUGAAUCUCUGCCUGAUAAGUCUGGACAGGUUCUGGAGCAUCACGCAAGCGGUGAAUUACUUGAAGAAGAGGACCCCGGCUAGGGCCGCGCUAAUGAUCGCCCUGGUUUGGCUACUAUCGGCGCUAGUUUGCAUCCCGCCGCUGCUGGGAUGGAAAAGACCCACCCCCGCCGAAGAGUACCCCAAGUGUAAGCUCUCAGAGGACAUCGGUUACGUCCUCUACUCCGCUCUGGGCAGCUUCUACAUCCCCUCGUGCAUCAUGGUGUUCGUGUACAUACGCAUCUACUUCGCGGCGAAGGCCCGAGCGCGUCGAGGCAUUCGCAAGCAGCCUCGUCCUCGCGCAGUGGUACCACCCGAAUCACCAGACGUCAGACAGACUAGUUUCACCCAAAGCACACCUGCCACGGAAUCGAAGAAACCACCGGGUUCCGUGAUGGAGAACGUGGCCACCAUCGAGAACCAGCCGGUUCAGAUUCCUAUAGUCACUUGCGAUUUUGCUAGUGACGUCAGCACCUCCGAAGCGGACCCUGGCGGAGGAAGCAGCAUACCUAUGGAGGAGAAAGACACUCUCAAGGUAACGAUCCCUAUGCCGGUGCAGAAGAGCAGUCUGAAGGCGACGCUGUCGGUGAACGGCGACGGUCAGUCGAGCGUGCCGUCGCGCUGCCGGGCGCCUAGCGUGGGCAUCGACGUCGACAUGGUUUCCGAGUUCGAUCCCUCGUCGUCGGACAGCGGCGUGGUGUCGAGAUGCGCCGUGGUGAAGCCGUUGAAGCUGCGCCUUUGCCAGCCGAUCUUCGGUCGCAAGAACCUGGGCAAGCUGCGACGGGAGCACGGGGACGGUGGUCGCUCGGCGGGCAAGGACGACUCAGGCGAGGGCAAAUCGUCGAAGCCGCGCGACCCCGAGAGAGAGAAGAGGAGACUGGCGAGAAAGAAGGAGAAACGAGCCACUCUGAUACUCGGUUUCAUUAUGGGCAGCUUCAUCGCCUGCUGGCUGCCCUUUUUCGUCCUGUACAUCGCGAAACCUCUGUUCCCGGACGUCGAAAUACCCACCCAAGCGUUCGUGAUCGCGUUCUGGCUGGGAUACAUGAACUCUGCCCUGAACCCGUUCAUUUACACCGUCUUCAACAAGGACUUUCGACGCGCGUUCCGUCGUAUACUGUUCAAAUGAAAACGGUCGAAU